This is a messenger RNA of Thalassophryne amazonica, 3759 nucleotides long. It is a transcript of the gene gabrb4, whose product is annotated as gamma-aminobutyric acid type A receptor subunit beta4. Gene Ontology annotation, cellular component: synapse; neuron projection; GABA-A receptor complex. Gene Ontology annotation, biological process: regulation of membrane potential; monoatomic ion transmembrane transport; chemical synaptic transmission. The coding region runs from base 934 to 2052 and encodes 372 amino acids. The transcript has 10 exons. Lineage: Eukaryota; Metazoa; Chordata; Actinopteri; Batrachoidiformes; Batrachoididae. The record is from RefSeq and is a predicted model, not a curated record. Gene Ontology annotation, molecular function: GABA-A receptor activity; extracellular ligand-gated monoatomic ion channel activity; neurotransmitter receptor activity.
CAAACAACAAGGCGGGGGAUGCAUAUUUGAAUUUUUCCUGCUUCCUUUUGAAGGUGUGGGGCCGUCGGAGCCAUGCCUCUCCUGCAGCUCUGGACUGGGAAAUUUCAUCCACCGAUUUGAUCGGCGACACGCCGCCGCUCCGUCAUUUCAUCCAAGAGGAAAAAAAAAACACUUCCCACCACUUCUUUUUUUUUUUUUUUUCUUUUUUUUCGUUUUGGGUGGGGGGAGAUCAACAUGUCUGAUGUGGUGUUGGUCGAGGGGCUCUGUGACCUGCACGGAUUUCCAUAGCCUAGCUGGGGGCCAAUUUUUCACCAAGCAAGCAGCCUGUUUUAAUGAAGACGUUGUACGCGUAGAUGUAGGCUCGUCCACUCGACAUCUUUCAAAGGCAAUUAUCAUUAUCAUUAUUAUUAAUUCUUUUUUUCGAUUGCCCCUCUUUAAUUUGUGCAUUUUUCCGGAGGAGCGCUUGGAUUGGUUGGAUUAUUGGAACAACAUCUAAGGAUUUGUGGAGAUGUUGGGUCGUCAAGAAGAUAAAUUAUGUGGAAUCUUCUCUGCUUUGGCGGCUUUGUCCUUCGUCUGCUUUGCUCAAAGCUCCUCCACUGGAAACACUGGAAUGUCUGUGGCCAAGACCACUGUGGACAAGUUGCUGAAGGGAUAUGACAUCCGUUUAAGGCCUGAUUUUGGAGGUCCCCCAGUCAUCGUAGGAAUGAGCAUCAACAUAGCGAGCAUCGACUCCAUCUCAGAAGUAAACAUGGACUACACACCAUCACAAUGUAUUUCCAGCAGAGUUGGCGAGAUAAGCGUUUGGCCUACGGUGAGCUGCACCUAAACCUGACUCUGGAUAACCGUGUAGCAGACCAGCUUUGGCUCCCCGACACCUACUUCCUUAACGACAAGAAGUCCCUUUCCUUCACGGCGUGACAGUAAAAAAACCGUAUGAUCCGACUGCACCCUGACGGCACGGUCUUAUACGGCCUGAGAAUAACGACCACUGCUGCUUGCAUGAUGGACCUGCGGAGGUACCCUCUGGACGAGCAGAACUGCACCCUGGAAAUCGAAAGCUACGGAUAUACGACAGACGACAUUGUGUUUUUCUGGCAAGGAGGAGACAACGCUGUGACCGGGGUGGACAAGUUAGAGUUACCUCAGUUCUCCAUUAUGGACAUCCGCCUGGUGUCUAAAGAAGUCAGGUUUACUACAGGUUCAUAUCCAAGGCUUUCGCUGAGUUUCAGGAUUAAGAGGAACAUCGGAUAUUUCAUCUUGCAGACAUACAUGCCCUCCAUCUUGAUCACCAUCCUCUCCUGGGUCUCCUUCUGGAUCAAUUAUGAUGCCUCUGCAGCUCGGGUGGCCCUGGGUGUGACUACGGUGCUUACCAUGACAACAAUUAACACCCACCUUAGGGAGACGCUCCCAAAGAUUCCAUACGUGAAAGCCAUCGACGUCUACCUCAUGGGCUGUUUUGUGUUCGUGUUCCUGGCCCUGCUUGAAUAUGCCUUUGUAAAUUACGUGUUCUUCGGCCGGGGCCCUGCGCAACAGAAGAAAAUCAACGAGCGGCUGAACAAAGCCAACAACGAGCGCACAAGAUACGAGGAGCGGCGCCUGAGGGAACAGGACUCCAUUUCCGUGCCGUUUCAAUCCAACACCUUCAGGUCAUUUACACAGCGAAGAAAUCUGUAUCUCGAGGAACAAAGAAAAGUUGGGGUGGAUGCUUACGGCAAUAUCCUCCUCACCACGCUGGAGAUGAACAACGAAGUGAUGCCUUCUGACGUAGGAAGCAGCGUCAGUGACUCUCGGAAUUCGGUCAUGUCCUUUGACAGCUCCGGGGUCCAAUUCAGGAAGCCCAUGGCGCCCCGAGAUGGCUUCAGCCACCACUCAUUGGAUCGGAGCGCCAUGCGGAGCCGAGCCAACUGCCGGCUCAGACGGCGCUCGUCCAAGCUCAAGUUGAAAAUCCCCAACCUGUCAGAUGUUAGCACCAUUGACAAGUGGUCCCGGGUCAUUUUCCCAAUCACCUUUGGAUUUUUCAACCUAAUCUACUGGUUGUACUAUGUGAAUUGAUGUGCAUCCCACUAGGAAUCAUGGGCCAUAUUUUGAGAGCACAUUAAUUGGCUUUGAUACAGUUCCAAAAUAUGUAUACACAUAUACAACUUGAACAUAUGUAUAUGCAUAUUUCAUAUAUUAUAUUUAUAUAUACACACGUGUGAAAUCUGAAGGACUUUUCUGCUGUACAAAGUAUUACUAGGAUGACUUGAAUGUUUAAGAAUACUACGAGCGAGGAAUUUCACCGCUUUGAGUUUCUUUUUUCCUCCUGAAACAAAUGAACAAACACAAGAUCCCGUUAGGGGUUUUUGGAACUAAAGACUGCAUGAUAUUUUUGCUAAAAAAAAAAAAGGAAAAAAGUGAACGUGAAAGCUCCUGGGAGAGAAAAGAUGUCUCAGAGUCCCAUCGACUUUUUAAUUGAUACUUGUAAUCAGAAUCCUCUACUGCAGCUCAUGGAAUCAGUGCCGGCUGAGCGAGAUCCUUGACCCCCCCCCCGCCCGCCAUCUCCCCAGCCCUGCCCUCAUGGCCACACCCACCCUCUCACAAACCCAUGCUGCCCCCUUUAUCCAUGGGUAACAUGCACGGACACCUCUGGUUCAGCUAUGUACAGCAACCUUGUUUGGAUUCUGUGUUGUUCCAUGGGGGGGUUUUGGAAGUGAUAUCGUUCUCUUUAUCGGACAUCAGCUCCAGGCUAACGCUCACCGUUAGUGAGCCUCGCGGACAGGAUGUUUAACCUCUGCAUUUCCACCCAGAGUUGACGCAAACUCGUGUUCCUUUCUCUUCUCACCUUGUUUUUAGGACACUUCCUCGAAGGUGGUAUUUUUCAUUCUGGUUCAAACAAAUGCUGAUUAUUGUAGAUAUGAUUUUGUCUUGAAAAAUACUGUGAUUUCAGAGAGCGUCAGAACAUGUUCUAGAGCUAGGGCAUUAUUAAAAAAAAAAAAAAAAAGAGACAAAGGUAUGCAUUACUCAUUUUGAUUGUUUAAAAAAAUACAUAUUCUGUACAAUUUAUCAUUAAGUAUUUUCAUGGGCAUAGUUUGGAAGUAUAUCGUACUGUUGGUUUCCUCCUGCUGAUUGGUUCAUGCGCUCUUUAGAUGCAGAACUCAUUGAUGUCAUAUCCUGCUUUGUGUUUGCUAUGGAAGUCGGGAGUGGGGGGGCUUUUGUGAUUGUUUUGAAAUUAUACCACAGUGUAGAUGUAAGAAUAUGUGUACUGAGAAAAAAAAAGAGUCAACAUAUCAGCCCACCGUUUGAGCCGUUGUCAUAAGUAUCUGGUACUUCUUUGUUGUUCAAACAUUUCUUCAGUGUUGGAGGCAACAAUAUGGGGACUGUGACUGGGAUGGAAGAAGACUGGGGACAAGAACUCAACACUUGGUAUUAGACCAGGUCCAUCACCACAAAUGUUCUGCGCUUGACACCCUCCAAAACAUCAGUGCAAUCAGGACUCAAAAAGGUGUGACAAAUAGCCAUGAAACGAUGACCAAAAGGCCUAUAAAGCAUCAACAUUACCGCUUUCUGUUUCACACACACACACACACACACACUGCAUUUCCAGUACUCAGGUUCAAAAACUUAAAAAGAAAAAAAAAGUUUUCUGUGACACCCUGCAGAUUUUUCAAAAAAAAAAAAAAAAAAAAAAUCCCUGUCAACGGCUGUGGAAUCCAAAACCACUCGGUUUGUGUCAAUGCCAAAUGCGAAUUUUUCGAAAAAACAAACAAACAAAAAAACAAA